UCUUCUAAACGGUACCCUCUGGAUUGAUCUGCUUAAGGUGAAAGAAGCCUUCUCAAUCUCCUCAAGAUCAUCGAGAAAGGGCCCAAAGUCGCGGAAUCUUGCUUUUCCUACCUCAAAAACCAGGAGUCUACGGUUUGUUCUCAUAUGAGCAUCCCGUUGUCCUUCAACAAGGGAAGUUUAUCGGCUACCCACGUCGUAGUAACCGCUAAAAUUGGUGAAGCUUGAUCCAUCCUCGCCAUUUCUGGUGUUCUGCAGAUGGGCAUGAUCAGACGGUUCGCGUUGAUCUUGUUUAGUUAUCUUGCUUCUUUGAGCGGUUUUACCGUAGCAAAGUUUGUUGUCGAGAAGAAUAGCUUGACUAUAACAUCUCCGGACAGUAUUAAGGGGACUUAUGAUAGCGCGAUUGGGAAUUUUGGUGUGCCGCAGUAUGGUGGAAGCAUGGCUGGGACGGUUGUUUACCCGAAGGAAAAUGGAAAAGGGUGCGAAGUAUUUGAUCAAUUUGGCCUUUCUUUUAAGUCCAAGCUUGGCGCCCUCCCCAACUUUGUGUUGGUUGACCGUGGAGAUUGCUUUUUCGCGUUAAAAGUUUGGCAUGCUCAAAAUGCUGGAGCUGCUGCUGUACUGGUUGCAGAUGACACCGAGGAGCCGUUGAUAACUAUGGACUCACCAAAAGAGGAAGAUGAAGCAUUAAAAUUUAUUGAGAAUAUAACAAUCCCAUCUGCUCUUAUUUCUAAGGCUUUUGGUAAUGAAUUGAAGAAAGCCAUCGGGCAUGGUGAAAUGGUUAAUGUAAAUCUUGACUGGAGAGAGGCUGUUCCACAUCCAGACAACCGAGUGGAAUAUGAGUUGUGGACAAGUAGCAAUGAUGAAUGUGGUCCUAAAUGUGACAUGCUAAUGGGCUUUGUGAAGGAUUUCAGAGGUGCGGCACAAAUUCUUGAAAAAGGUGGUUACAGUCAGUUUACUCCUCAUUAUAUAACUUGGUACUGUCCCAAGGCAUUUGUACUAAGUAAGCAGUGUAAGUCCCAGUGUAUCAACCAUGGACGAUACUGUGCACCUGACCCCGAACAGGAUUUCAGUCGAGGUUAUAAUGGGAAGGAUGUGGUGAUCGAAAAUCUAAGGCAGCUUUGUGUAUUCAGAGUUGCAAAUGAAAGUAGAAGACCAUGGGUCUGGUGGGAUUAUGCUACUGAUUUUCAAAUUAGAUGUCCAAUGAAAGAAAAGAAGUACAACAGGGAAUGUGCUGACAAUGUGAUCAAAUCUCUUGGACUUGACCAAAGGAAGAUAGAAGACUGUAUGGGAGACCCAGAAGCAGAUUCUGACAAUCCUGUUCUGAAGGCAGAGCAAGAUGCACAAAUAGGAAAAGGUUCCAGGGGCGAUGUGACCAUACUGCCUACACUUAUAGUGAAUAAUCGUCAAUAUAGAGGGAAGUUGGAUAAGGGUGCUGUUCUGAAAGCUGUAUGUGCUGGUUUCCAGGAAACAACUGAUCCCCCUGUUUGUCUGGGUUCUGAUAUAGAGACAAAUGAAUGUCUGCACAAUAAUGGUGGGUGCUGGGAAGACAAGGCAUUAAAUAUCUCUGCAUGCAAGGAUACGUUCCGUGGAAGGGUAUGUGAAUGUCCGCUAGUUCAAGGUGUACAAUUAGAAGGAGAUGGUUAUAGUUCUUGUGAAGCAAAAGGUCCAGGAAGGUGUCAAUUCAAUAAUGGUGGCUGUUGGCAUGAUACACGAGAUGGUUUGACUGUCUCUGCCUGUUCGGACCAAACCAUUGGAUGUCAGUGCCCUUCUGGCUUCAGAGGUGAUGGUGCAAAGAAAUGUGAAGAUAUUGAUGAAUGCAAAGAGAAGACAGCUUGUAAUUGUCCAGGAUGCCGCUGCAAGAACACGUGGGGCAGCUUUGAGUGCCAUUGUAGUGGGGACCUCUUAUACAUCAAGGAACAUGAUACCUGCAUAAGUAAGAGGGCUCAAGAAGAAAAGAGUAUGUGGAUUGCUGCUUGGGUGAUUUUGAUAGGACUAACUGUGGCUGGUAUAGGUGCAUAUAUUAUCUAUAAAUACAGAUUAAGGUCGUACAUGGAUUCAGAAAUCAGAAGCAUUAUGGCGCAAUACAUGCCUCUUGAUAACCAAUCAGAGGUACCAAGUCAUGUGCAUGAGGAGCUUAAACAUGCUGAAACUAGCACUUGACAUCCUGUUACUUUUUGAUCCAUUUCUGUGAGGGCGUCCUGUCAUGUUAAAAUAGCUGCUGGAGUACAUAGCUUGUUUGUGCCUACAUGGUACUUCAGUUACGGGCAUAUACUAAAUGGCUUCUUACUGAAAAGUUUUACAUUGUGACAUUCAUCUGUAACAUGAUGAAGAUGAUUUGUGUGCUUACA
Messenger RNA from Nymphaea colorata (pocket water lily), 2345 nucleotides. RefSeq names its product vacuolar-sorting receptor 3-like. The coding region runs from base 256 to 2157 and encodes 633 amino acids. The transcript is spliced from 12 exons. Lineage: Eukaryota; Viridiplantae; Streptophyta; Magnoliopsida; Nymphaeales; Nymphaeaceae. Gene Ontology annotation, molecular function: calcium ion binding. The record is from RefSeq and is a predicted model, not a curated record.